GAUGGGGGUGGAGGCGGUGCUGCCGGAGGUGCUGCUGGCGGCAGCGGAGGCGGCGGGGGGCUGCGGGAGCUGUGGGCGCUGCUGCUGCUCAACAGCAUGAUUAUUGCGGCGGCGUGCAGCACCUACCACUCCUUCUGCGGCAACGGCGCGCUGCAGUUACGCCCCGACACGCCCGCACUCAAGUCCGCGCUGUGUGCGCGGUGGCUGCCGCCCAUCACAACCACCGCGUACCCGCGCUUCGCGAGCUGGAUGCUGUAUGGCGAGGGCUCUUCCGCCGACAGCACCACCACCGCAGCCCUCGCUGCCAAUGGCACCACCAGCCAGCUCAACAGCAGCACCAGCAGCAGUAAUAGCAGCACCAGCAGCAUCCCCCCCGGCGCUGGCGGGGGGUUGCGGGAGGUGCCGGCUGGCGAGGUGCUGUCCCCGGUGUUCACCAUGUGGAUCACCCUGGUGGUGCUGUACAUAGCCAACAUCCUAGUGGGCCAGCCGGGCAUGCUGGAUGGCAGCAUGCUGGCUGCUGCGGCCCCGGACCGCAGCCACCACUUCCCCGCAGCCGGAGACAGCGGUGGUGGCGGCAGCGGUGUCUUUCGCGGGCUGACCAGCAGCGGCAGCAGCGGCGGCGGUUCGUAUUCCUCCUUGUUCCGUCGUAUUCCGUCGUAUCGGCGGAUGUCGAGCGGCAAGAGGACGUCAGGUACCGGUGGUGGCAGCGGCGGCGGCGGCGGAGGAAGCAUGGGGGCGAUAGCGGGGGAUGGUGCGGUUGGUGGCGGCGGCGGCGGCGGUGGCAGUAGUAGCGACGGCGGUGUACGCAAGGGUGGUCGCUUCCGGAUUUUGGAGGUCAAGCGCCCCAUCAGCAAAUCCGGCUCCGGCGGUGCGCCCACGCGCCCCUCCGCCGCCAGCGCCGUCUCCCUCGCCUCCUCCGUCACCCGCCGCUCCUUCAACUCCCUCACCCGCCUGGCGGGCGCGGGUGCAGUGGGGCUGGGCGGCCUGGCUGCCUCCACGGGCCGGCGCUCCUUCAACUCCCUCACGCGGCUGGCGGCAAGCACGGGGCGACUGAAGCGCGCGGCGGCGGACUACCUGCGGCACUCGCACCCCUACCUGCCAGCACUGCUGGGGAAGGUUCGGGAGGGAAUGGCUGCCCUAGAGCCCAACCACCUAGCAGCCGAGCUAGCAGAGGCUACCGGCAUGCCGCCACACAUGGCGAGAGCACUGACCCGUGGGUCAUCCUACUCCGCACUGCUAACCGCGGCGGAAUUAGACCAGGCGGCGGCGGCAGGCGCGUCGCCUCCGUCGUCGCCGCCUGGCGGCUGGCCAAUGUACGGCAGUGGCUAUGGUUACGGAUACGGCGGGGGCAGCGGGUACGGGUACAACAACCCCAGUGGCGGCGGCGGCGGAAUUACUCCGCCGUACGGCUUGUCUGGGUACGGCAUGAGCGAUUGCGGCGCCGGCGGCGUUGUGGGGCGGCGCGAGUUGGGGUGGGGGUUUCCGUUGCCUCCGGUUUCCACUGACGGGUUCGCGACUCCGACGGCAAUGGCUGCGGCGGGAGGGUCGCCUGCUUCGCUGCUUGCACCACCUCCACCCGCUGCGCAGGUUGGGGUGGCCCAGCCUGAUUUCCUGGACAUGGUUCCCUGGUGGUCUGGGACGAGCGCAGACCUGUUCAAGACGCUGUUUGACCUGAUGGUCUCGCUGAAGCUCUUCCUGGGGCGCUUCGACAUGCGAACCAUGCAGGCCGCCACCGCUGCCUCCAUGGCCGACUCCUUCAACGACACCCCCAGUGAGGGCGACGGCUUCACGUACGAACACUUGGACGACAGGAAGGAGCUCUGGCUGGACUUCAUCGCUGACACCGGCGACGGCGGCAACCCCACCUACGCGGUGGCCUCCGCCCUGGCCGCCCCCGCCCUGCACGUGGCACUGCCGGAGGACAUGGCGGGGCUGGGGCUGGGAGCGGGGGCGGCAAGGGCUGGGGACCAGCAGCAGCAGCAAGAUACGUUGGCAACACAGCAGCAGCAGCAGCAACCGGCGCAGCAAGCGGCGGCGACGGCAGCUGGCAAAGGGCAGUCGGCGGCGGCAGCAGCUACCAAGUCCUCCGACACCGCCCCCUCCACCCUCUACCUCCCCCGGGGUGACGUGCUGGUGCUGGGGGGCGACCUGGCCUACCCAAACCCCUCCCGGGACACCUACCACCAGAGGCUGUUCGGUCCCUUCCAAGCCGCGCUGCCCCCUCCGCCGCACUUCCACCCGGGCAGGCUGGUGGUGCACAAACCCGACCUGCCGCCUGCCUGGGGAGUGCAGGAGGCGGUGCUGCAGGGCGCUGCGGACCUGCGCGGCCUCUCCCCCCGCUCCUCCCGCACCGCCUCCGCGGCGGCACUGCGGAGGUACGGCGGACCCACCGCAUUCGCAAUACCCGGCAACCAUGACUGGAUUGACGGGCUGGAGACCUUCACGCGGGAGAUACAGCACAAGGGCUGGCUGGGCGGCUGGCUGCUGCCGCAGGAGAAGAGCUACUUUGCGUUGCGGCUGCCCGCCGGGUGGUGGCUGUUUGGCUUCGACCUGGCGCUCGUGGGGGACAUCGACAUGCAGCAGUACCGCUACUUCGCCAAUGUGGUGGAGCAGCGCAUGCAGCCGGACGACCAGGUCAUCCUGGUCACCCACGAGCCGCUGUGGCUGCUGGAGUGGUUCUGGCAGAACCGCUCGGGGGCCAACCUGCGGCAGCUGGUGCGGGGCCACCUGCGGGGGCGCGCGCGGCUGCACCUGGCGGGAGACCUGCACUUCUACAUGCGGCACAGCUGGAGGCAGCAGCAGCAGGGGGCGGCAGCGGCAGCGGGGCAGCAGGAGGCGGAGGAGGCCGGCCGCUUCGCUCGCUGCAGCGGCGCCUCGGACGCCUCCGCACACACCGCCCCCGGCGCCGCCGCCACCGCCGCCCCAACAGCUGUACCUACACCCCCCACCGGCGGCGCCGGCGGAUCGAGUGUUCGUUCGGCAGCGUCCCCAACCCCAUCGCCGUCGCCUCCGCUGCCGACGGUGGCUGCUGCAACGGCUCCGCUGCCGGUGCCCUGCGGCCUGCCUCCAACCGCCCUUGGCGUCGCAGGUCGCGGCAGCAGCGCUGACGGCAGCGGAACCGGGGCUGCUGCGGCAGCUGCUGUCGCUGCCGCUGCAGCAGCCGGCAUCACUUUGGGAAGCUCUCCUACCGGUCGUCGCAGCGGCAGCAUCUGCGGAGGCAGCAGUGACGAAGAGGAUGAUGUUUUCCCGUACGGCAACUGCAUGGGACACCGCGGCCGAUCCGUCACCGCCGCCGCCGCCAGCGGUCCCCUGGCCUCCGCCGCCGCCGCCGACCGCUACCGCCACCUGCCUCCCGUCGGCCUGGGCUGCGCCGACGACCGAGCCCUCCUCGGCCCACACGCCCACAGCCUCAGUGCACCCGUGCCGCUGCAAUCCCCCGCCGCCGCCUCCGCUGCUGCUGCGGCGGCGACAGCACCCUUACCUCGUCUACCGCCGUUAAAUAUCUCCCUCACCCGUGGCGGUGGGGGCGCUUCCGCCGCCGCCGCAGGCGGUAGCGACAGCGGUACCGCGCUGUGCCAGGGCUGCCGCGCUCGCGCCUGCUGGUCGCGCCACCCACACGACCCGGAGCACCUGGUGGUGAGCGGUGGCGGGGGCGCCUUCCUGCACCCCACGCAUGUGUUUGCGGGGGCGAGGUUCGCGGCGCCGCAUGACCCGGCGGCGGAUGCGACUGCGGGGCUGUAUGCGGCGGUGUCGCUGCCGUGCACUUGCAGGAUAUACGCCCCAGGCGCAGCCAUGUACGGAGGGCCCCCCGGCAACACCAUAGGGCCCCCCGGCAUGGGCUCGGCAUCUGCAGCUGCGUUGGCGGCGGCAUCCGGCCCCCCACCCUCCUCCUCACGCCCCACCUCGCGCCCCUCCUCCCCUCCGGGCCUCCUCCGCUCCCCUGCUCCUCCCCUGCUGUCCACCUCCACCUCCACCCCCGCCACCACCUCCUCUUCACGACCUGUGAACUCCGGGGGACACCACCAACCGCCGUACAACCAACCCUCCAUGCCCGUGCCCCAUGCAACUGGAGGAGCUGGGGGAUACGGCAUGGGGGGUUAUGGCGGGUACGGCAGAGGUGGCAUGUACGGCAGCGCCGGACUAGCAGCACCGGCAGUAGCUACAGGAAGGGAGAGAGGCGGUUUCGGAGGCGGCUUCGAGGGUGUAAGAGGAGGAGGCGGAGGCGGUGGUGGCGGUCCCUUCUUCUUCGCCUCCCCGAUCAGUCCGGAGGGGGAGUACGUGUGUCGUGCCGCCUACCCCUCGCCGCGCACCUCGCUGCAGCUGGGGCGCAAGAACAUCCACGUGUUCAGGCUGCGGAACACGCGUUUCGAUGUGAUCGGCGGUGUGUUCUACUUCCUGCUGGUGGUGUCGGUGCUGCCCCGCUGCAGCAGGCUGGCAGAGGUGCUGGAGGCGGACACACCGGUUGCCGCGCUGUGGCUGCUGUGGGGCGCCUACCUGGACACGCUGGGCGGCAUCCUGGGGCGCAGCUACGUGUCGGCGGCAGCGCUGGGCCUCAUGUUCGCACUGGCACUAGGGCUAGCCAGGGGAGGCGGCGUGGGCGUCAUCUCCUCCCCCACGCCCUCCCCCACGCCCUCCUCCCGCCCCUCCACAACCAACACCAGCAACAGCAGCACCAACACCGGCUCUGCUGCCGACGUCAUCGUGACCGCCCCCCGCCCGCUGCUCCCCGCGCGUGUGGGGGGUUUCGCGCUGCAGUUGUGUUUCGCUGCCGUACACACGCUCACCCACGUGUCACUAGCUGUCGUACUGCUGCUGCUGCUAGAGCUCGGGGUGGAGACGUGCAUCAAGCAUGAGCGACUGGGAGCGGACGGCCCGCACAGCCUCUACCGCUGGUACCGGGCGUACGAGGAGCAGCACUUCCCCGACCCCAUGGGCCUCCGUGCCUUCCUACAGCGCUGGACGCUGGGGCUCUACCCCUCAGCACUGCAGGCUGCCAUGGGACUGUACGACGUACCCGAGCUCAUCGCGGUAUCCCGUACGGCCAUGUGCGCCGCCGGAGGGUCCCUGGAGCCUCUCUCACGACUGCAGGCUGUGUCGUACUACGGGGGCAUGCUGGCGUACUACUGGCUGCUGGCCACCCCCGCCAUGGGCUUCGUGUUCGGACUCUACCUCUACGUGUCGGUGUGUUGGUUCCAUGUGCACUACGAUGAGGCCUUCUCCUCCCUGCGCGAGGCGGCGUGCAAGUCCUUCGUGCGGCUGCACAUAGGCGCGGCGGGCGACCUGCGGCUGUACGCACUCGCGCUGGAUGAGGUGCCCGCCAGGUGGCAGGAGGACCCCCGCUGGCGCGGCCCCCUGGGUGCAGGUCGGCCGGGUGUGCCCGCGCACGAGGCGCUCUUCCCCUCCCGCUGGCUGCCGGCGCCGCAAGCUCACCGCUCCACUGCAGCGGCGGCAGCGGCGGCGGCCAGGAGGAAUAGGCAUGGUGAGGGUGAGGAGAGAAGGGGAGGGAGGAG
Astrephomene gubernaculifera is the source of this 5510-nucleotide messenger RNA. NCBI's taxonomy places the organism in Eukaryota, Viridiplantae, Chlorophyta, Chlorophyceae, Chlamydomonadales, Astrephomenaceae. The record is from the annotation of a GenBank genome assembly.